UAUAGUCACCCCAGUGAGGUAGUGACCCAAACCUCAUCUUCUCUCCUUUCCCGGGGAAGGGAGGAACCCAAGAUUCAGUAAAGCAGCAGCUCCUGACUCAUUUUGUACUCAAGCGCAGAGUCUCAUCAUUAUUUAUUUAUUUGCAGCAAUAAAUCUGAUGGAUGUGAUCACUUUCGGUGUGAUCGUGGGCAUCAUCGUCCUCUUCUUCGUCGUCGUGCUCUUCGCGACCAUCGAGGGUGUUUGCUCCCGCUCUUCUUAAAACCCUAAACCUAAUCGCCAUGCGCUCCUCGCACUGGCCGGCGCCGCUGUGUCACAGCCCUCUUCUCUUCUUCGCCACCGCCGCCGCAGCUGUUGUUCUCUUCUCUGGUUGUCUUUCCUCCGCCCACUCCUGCCCCUUCUCUUCCCAAGACUCGGAUUUGGGUCUCCAUGAGCACGACCACGAUCACGAUCACGAUCACCACCAUCACCAUGAUCAUCAUGAACAUCAUGAUGUUGAGAUUCGACAACUGAAGAGGCUGCCGGAAGAGAUGGCGGAGGAGGAGGAUCUGGAGCUCGAGGGGUUUGGCCACCAUCACCAUCACCAUCACCAUCACCAUCAUCACUCUCAUGACGAGGAGCUGGAUCUUGAGAUGACGUCAUUGGGGAUUUGGGUGCAGUCGAUCGGGUGCUCGUUGUUGGUGAGUUUGGCGUCGUUAGUAUGCCUGAUCUUAUUGCCGGUGUUUUUUUUCCAGGGGAAGCCAUCGAAGCUGUUGGUUGAUGCACUGGCUGUGUUUGGGGCUGGUGCAAUGCUUGGGGAUGCCUUUCUUCAUCAAUUGCCUCAUGCUUUUGGUGGUGAACACUCGCAUUCGCAUGAUCAUCACUCCAUUGAUCUGCAUGAUCAUGUUGAACAUGGGCAUUCACAUUCGCAUUCUCUAGAAGACCUCUCUGUUGGACUGUCUGUCCUGUCUGGAAUUGUGCUUUUUCUUCUGGUCGAGAAACUUGUAAGAUAUAUUGAAGAAUUUUCUGGUGAAAGAAAUGGCCUUCAUCACCACCACCAUAGGCAACAUCAAAAAGUGAAACAUGAUGACAAUGAUCAAGGUGAUAAUGCAAAUUCAGUGGAUAAUGAUAUGAAGGAAAACGGCAAAUUAGACACAACAGCAAAAAGGAAGCUUGUAGAUGGUCAAUGGGAUGAUAAAAUGAGUGAUAAGUGCAAUGAACAUGAAACCCAGCUUCGAAAGCGAACUACACCUGGUAAUACCACUAAUGCUGAAUGUUCGGAUGCUGAUAAUCAUUCUGCAACAGAAAAUCUAUCAAUAGAGGAGAAAGCUUCUUCCUCUUCAGCAUCUAACUUGGUGUUUGGUUAUUUGAAUCUCUUUUCUGAUGGUGUUCACAACUUCACUGAUGGAAUGGCCUUGGGAAGUGCUUUUCUGCUUUAUGGUUCUGUUGGAGGAUGGUCACGGACUUUGUUUCUACUUGCACAUGAACUUCCUCAAGAGAUUGGUGACUUUGGAAUCUUGGUGCGCUCAGGGUUCACAGUUUCAAAAGCUCUCUUCUUCAACUUCCUCUCGGCCUUAACGGCACUGGCUGGAACUGCAUUGGCUCUCAUUUUAGGAAAAGAUCCUGGACAGUCUUCUCUAAUUGAGGGUUUUACAGCCGGUGGUUUUAUAUACAUAGCAGUCGGCGGAGUCCUUCCAGAAAUGAAUGCGGGUGGCACGACAUUGAAAAGCACCUUAAUUCAGUUAACAGCGCUGGUUCUGGGAAUGGCUGUUGCCCUUUGUAUUUCUCUUGUUGAAUGAGCGUUUCACAUGUUGUCAUUUUGUGCAUGUCCAUUAUUGUAAUCCUCUUUAUUACAGAAUGUUAGUCAGUUAGGGCUUAACAUGCUCAUCAGGAAGUAUAAAAAUGAAACAAGUUAAACAAUCACUUGGGUUCAA
Molecule: messenger RNA, 1910 nt
Organism: Dioscorea cayenensis subsp. rotundata (Guinea yam)
Lineage: Eukaryota; Viridiplantae; Streptophyta; Magnoliopsida; Dioscoreales; Dioscoreaceae
Product: IAA-alanine resistance protein 1
Exons: 12
Coding region: 279-1775 (498 amino acids)
Biological process (GO): zinc ion transmembrane transport; intracellular zinc ion homeostasis
Cellular component (GO): membrane
Molecular function (GO): zinc ion transmembrane transporter activity
Source: RefSeq, a predicted model, not a curated record